Chenopodium quinoa (quinoa) is the source of this 1854-nucleotide messenger RNA. RefSeq lists its product as uncharacterized. The record is from RefSeq and is a predicted model, not a curated record. The coding region runs from base 124 to 1416 and encodes 430 amino acids. The transcript is spliced from 7 exons. Lineage: Eukaryota; Viridiplantae; Streptophyta; Magnoliopsida; Caryophyllales; Amaranthaceae.
AGUAAAUAGACGAACAAAUACAGAAUUACGGAGUAAAAUUAAAAGACGGGACUGAUUCAUUAACAAAAUAGAAAAAGGGUUGGGAAAAAGGCCAAAGAGGGGGUUGCGCUGUGGCGUGAAUCAAUGGCGGAAAAGGGAAAGGGAAAGGGAAAGGGAAUGGGAAUGGGGUGGUACGGACCUCUAAUAGACCUAUCGGCGGCAUCUUCUCACGUCGGCGAUUUUGUGCAACUUGUCGUAUUCGUACAUCACUCCACUCCCGUUCAGUACAAAUCACGAGGACCAGAAAUGGGUAGAGGACGAGGUGAAUUGAUUCGCUCAGACAUAUCGGUUGGGGACGAAACUCGACCCACAUUCAGCAUUACCCUUUGGAAUAACAAUCUCGCUUCUUCCAUCUCUGCUGGAGAUAUCCUUUUCUUCAGAAACGUCAAAGUAUGUUCAUAUGCUGGUAUGCUUCAAGCCACUUCUGUUGAAUAUUCUUCUAUUCUUUGUCUCAUCCAUCCUUUUCAUUCACUUCUCUCUCAAGGUGAGGAUGAUUUGCUCACUACUUGUCGCCUUGUUGGUACUGCUAAGGAUAAGCUUAGGAGGGUUAUACAAUGGGUGCAACGCACUAGAUCCACUCUUUCUUAUCAACAACCUAACUUCCACCAUACGACUCCAGCUCCUCGAAACUGGAAUGUGCACCAGGAGCAAAAACCCCGUCAAUGUUUCUUACUUUCACAAGUGUUGCACCUGUCUACUUCCUGUAAGGCCGUUUUUCAUGCAUCAAUUGGUGAAGUUUUUCUGCAUUCUCUGUGGCCUGAUGCUAACAAUGAAAGGCUCUUCAUCAGUAGUCGAUUGACUACUAAGUCUGACUUCAUAGUGGAAGAUAUGAUAUGUAUUGGCUGCCAUCUCUGUGGCUUCCCCUUGUGUUCUGACUCCACAACUGUGGGUAAACAAAGUCCAUUAUAUUGUGUUAAGAGCUCAAAUCGACUUCAUACUGUAGGCUUAAUAUAUAGGCCAUUUAUGCUAUACGUAUGGGAUGACUUAGAGUAUAUUCCACUUCAUGUUACAAAUAAAGCAGCUGAGUUCCUGUUUGGGAAUAUCAUUGCUGAAGAUGUGUACCAGUCAUACAAGGCCCAAAAGGAUGAUCAGUAUCUGAAAAAUCCUUUCAAGGCAUAUGUUAAUGAACAGAAUCACGGAAGAGUUGAGGCAAAAGGCAUUGGGUUAAGCUCAUCAGUCAGGGCUGUGGGAUUAGAGAUGAGGAAACAUAAUGAUGCUAAAAGUCCUAACUUCUAUCUAAUAUGGUUGAUUGUGCUAAGGAUGUUGCUGCUUAAAGGGAAAAAUUCCUCUUUGAAGUUUGAAGUUCUUGUUAAUCCUAGCUUGGAAAUAGAAGAUGGGAGAUUUGAAAUGAUAUCUGUUUCAAUGUCAUGUAAAUAGUCAUAUAUUUUUAAGUAUGAAAUUUGAUCAGGUGUAUAAUUUUCUUUUUGAGUACAAAUUUUUUUUUUUUUUUUUUUUUUGAAAGAAAUGAUUUGUACUCUGUAUCAAACCUUCAAUAUUAAUUAUUAAUCAUAGAAAAAUUGUGCUCCGUAAUAUUAGGAGUUUUAGGGUGUGUUUGGUAAAAAGCUUUUUAAAGAGCUUUUAGCUUAUUUUGUCCAAUUAGAUGUUUGACCCAUUAAAAAAGCUAAUUUAGGUGUUUGGUAUAUAGCUUAUUAAAAGAGCUUUUAGGGCUCAAAAAACUCUUUUAGAAAAAUCUCAUUAUAAGAGCUUUUUAAAAUUAGCUUAUUGUACAAUUAACUUUUUGUUUCUUAAAUACACUAAAACAGGUAACAAUUAACAGCUAUUUACCAAACAUUAUUAUACAAUCAGCUAAUCAUA